Molecule: messenger RNA, 1671 nt
Organism: Orbicella faveolata
Lineage: Eukaryota; Metazoa; Cnidaria; Anthozoa; Scleractinia; Merulinidae
Product: U3 small nucleolar RNA-associated protein 4 homolog
Biological process (GO): maturation of SSU-rRNA from tricistronic rRNA transcript (SSU-rRNA, 5.8S rRNA, LSU-rRNA)
Cellular component (GO): t-UTP complex; small-subunit processome; 90S preribosome
Molecular function (GO): RNA binding; protein binding
Source: RefSeq, a predicted model, not a curated record
AUGUCUUUAAUAAAAAAGAUUUUGGAUCUUGGUGAUGUGCCACACUUGAGUAACACAUUAAACAUUGCACAGCAUAACAAAGCUCGAAAAUGUUCUGUAACUCUUCACUGCAAGUUACACUUUUUAGUGCUUUUGAUCAUAGGCGUACCACUAGUUGCGGUGUUCCUCUUUUACGUCCAUGUUGUUCGAAUUCACCAUCGUAUUUACGCUGCAUCUGAAUUCAAAGAAGGUAAUUUUACAAUAGUCACAGGAGAUUCUCUAGGAAAUACUCAGUUCUGGGAUGGUUUACAGGGAACACUGAUUCAGAGUUUCAAGGGACAUGUGGCAGAUGUACUUGCGGUUUGUGUAAAUAAGGUUUUUUUUGUUUUUUUCCAGGGUGAUUAUCACAUUGUGUGCAGUGCUGUUUCAUCAUGUGCUAGUUGGGCAGCCUUUUCAGAUGUUUAUCAUAUUAGUUUAUUUAAGCUGAAUUUGAAGAAAGAAGGCAAUUCUCAAGGAACAGUAACAAGAGUUUUGCCUUUGCCUGUUGAUUUAUUACCAGCUCGUCGACUAGUUUUUUCUCCUGACAGUUCAAAGCUAGUUUGUGCAACAAGUGAGGGCUCAAUUCAGGUGAGUGUUGAUCAGUUUGCUAACGAGCUGCAUAUGAAUAUAGCAACAUUAUUAAUUUUGCAAAAAUGUUCAGUAGCAUUGAUUAUUCCUUCAGAUUCAAGUGCAAUUCAUGAGCUUGCUGUAAGCAGUGACCUCCACUGGUUAGCAUGUGUGGAUUGUAACAAUACUUUGAACAUAUUCAGCUUGACCAAACUGAAGUUACAGAGCACCUUACCUCAGUUGGAAUCUCCUGUAACCGCAAUAGCUUUUCAGCCCAAAACAAACUAUCUGGCUGCGAUCUGCUGCAAUAAUCAGGUGUACAUGUUCAAGCCAUCAAGUGGAAAGUUAACAAAUUGGUCAAGACAAGCUGCAGAACACGGUCUACCAAAACAGUGGACUGAACGUCGUUCUAAAGUCAUCAACAUCCAGUUUAAUCCGUCCUGCCAUGAGCUUAUGAUGCUACAAGAUCAUUCCAUGUUUACCAUUCUGGAUCUGAGAGAGCCUUUGCCAGACACGGAGGUAGUCCUUUAUGAGUCAAGAUUAGUACAACGACAGAAAAGAACUAUGAAUCAAGAAGAUUUAGUUGAGUCUGAUCAAGAAGAAACAGCAUUUAGAGUUUGUAGGAGAUAUGGGCCACUGCUUUAUGCCGGUUUCACAGAAGACAGCUCGUUAGUUGUGGUGGAGAGGCCUUGGCGAGCUAUCCUGGAUAUGCUGCCUCCGCCACUUUAUCGAAAGAAAUAUGGAAUGUAACAAGAGUUGGAUCAAGCACUGAUCUGUAAUGUGACUGAGCACCCUGAAUUGUUGACAAGAUGUUAGUUGAAAAAAAAACAGUGCCUUAAUUUAUAGCAAAAACUAUGUUCGGGAGAACUGCAAACGGCAAACGCUAGUGAUUUUUGAAAAGUGUUCCUCGUCGAAGGUGAUCGUCCUUAGCGAUCAAGGAUUCACCCAUGGUGCUUAAAGAGCAUUCCUUCACACCAGUAAACUAUGGACCUUCGAGGUAAAGACUUAAACUUCGAUUUCCAAACAGUUGUGUUUCGUGAAUGAUAUAAUAAAAAUGCCGUCUUGACCUUGUGGUCGCACAACGUG